Aethina tumida (small hive beetle) is the source of this 955-nucleotide messenger RNA. RefSeq names its product phosphomevalonate kinase. The record is from RefSeq and is a predicted model, not a curated record. Gene Ontology annotation, molecular function: phosphomevalonate kinase activity. Lineage: Eukaryota; Metazoa; Arthropoda; Insecta; Coleoptera; Nitidulidae. Gene Ontology annotation, biological process: isopentenyl diphosphate biosynthetic process, mevalonate pathway; cholesterol biosynthetic process. Gene Ontology annotation, cellular component: cytoplasm. Bases 205 to 768 code for a protein of 187 amino acids. The transcript has 4 exons.
UUUACUUAUAUUAUUUGUUAAAUAUUGAAAGAAGUAAAAAAAAAUUUAAAUUUGACAAAACUUUCUUUGAACUAUGCGAGACUAUAUAUGAGUCAUCAGCCAGAAACUCCCGUUAACAUUCUGAAGAAUAUAUUUAUAUUUAUGAAUGUGUUAAUAAUUGUGUAAAUUUUCUUCUUUCAGUUAUUGACCUCUUGUAUUUAAAACAUGACUAAUCCAAAGUUAAUUUUACUUAUGAGUGGGAAACGUAAAUCCGGUAAGGAUUAUUUGUGUGAAAAGUUAAAAAAAUCUUUUGAAGAUGAAUGUAUUAUUGUAAGAAUAUCUGGACCAUUAAAAAGUCAGUAUGCAAAGGUUCAUAAUCUUAAUUUUGAAGAUUUAAUGGGUGAUGGUUUAUAUAAGGAAAAAUAUAGAAUUGACAUGAUAAAUUGGAGUGAUGAAGUGAGAGAAAAAGAACCUGGCUAUUUUUGUAAAAUAGCUACACAAGAAGCACCUUCGAAAAAGAUAUGGAUAGUUAGUGAUAUUAGAAGGAAAACCGACAUAAAAUGGUUCAAAGAAACAUAUUCGGAUAAAAUAAAAGCCGUAAGAAUUUCAGCUGACCAAGAUGUACGUGAAAAAAGAGGUUGGGUUUAUCAGGAUGGCGUGGAUAAUGUUAAAUCCGAAUGUGAUCUGGAUGAUUGGAACGAUUGGGAUUUGAAAAUGACGAAUAACUCUGUUGAGGAUGGAGAGGAGACAUUACAGAAACUUAUUGAUUACAUCAAGAUGAAUAGUUGAUUUAAAACUAAAUAUUUUAUUGGUAAUGGAAUAUGGGUUAUAAAAUCGUGAAUAACGAUCUAUUUUUGCAGUCAGGUAUAGAGUCUGAAUCUCGAGAAAAAAAUAAUUUCCGAUAGUCUAUUAUUUAUGUAUUUUGUUCUCGUUGUGUAUUUUAAAAGUAGUAUUAAUAAAUUGUUUGAAAAAAUAA